AAAGCAGGCGGAAGCACGAUAGUCGCGCGGCGGAGGCAGGGUCGUGUUCCGUAGCACGGCGGAAGGAGCUGCGAGCAGGAAAAGGCGUUAUUUGUCCAAAUUCAUUUAGAUGUACAACACCACUUUUGCACUCAAGCUCAACACGAAGUAGCCCUUGUUCCAACAAGUUCCAGCACACACGAAGUCCUACUUGCUUCCUCUUUCAGCACUUCUACGUUGCCGCUGUUCGAGCUUUGUUACUAGCCUUUUUUGCGCUCCUGUCGCAGACUAGUUUUUGUUUUGGGCUCGUUUCUGUGGAGAGGGUCGAGGUGACUCAUUUUGGACAGUUCCAGCAACUGGAGGAGAGGAAAAAGGCUCAAAUGUUCGCCAGGAGUAGAAGAAGUAACAGAACAAGAACUUCCGCAUCUACUUCUUUAGGAAAAAUGGCGUGGGAACGCGAGGACGACAGCGAUGUGCUCCCCGUGUCUCUUCUACUUAAUGGCGCCCUCUCGCUGCCCUCCAGUUGCAAGAAGAAGACGUGUGGCGAGGCUGAUGGCAAAGCGUGCUUCGGGGAAUUAGUGCCCUUACGUAUUGGGACCCGCUCGAAAAUCGAUUUAAUAGAAACACCGGAUAAUUCGUUCAUAGACAUGCCCAAGCAACUUACGGGUCCUCAUUGUCAAUAUUUUUCAAUAGACCCCCUAGGUAUACCUUUCCAACGCCGUGAUAUGUUUGUUGACUUCAUUUGCAUGAAGAAAAACCUGGUUCGUAGACAAUUCAUUGUGCACAAGAAGUGAUAAAAAUAUGUCAACAAAUAACAGAACAAGCCUUCUCUCAUUGCGCAGUCGGCAGGCUGGUUCCCAUAUCCUUUGACGGUUGGGCUUUGCGCUCAGAUCUGUGCUGAGACCUCCGGUUGCGCUGGAGUGGCUUUCCGAGAGAACAUCAUGGAUGAUCGCAACUGCGGAUUCUUGGCGUCUGCAGGCGCGAAUAGUGACGACAUUAAGGGUUUCCGAAUUACAUCCUGCACUACCAUCUCAGCUCCCUUCCUAAUAGAAAAGAAGCCUGAGGCGAUCUGAGUAGUGUGAUUCCGUGCCCUCUAAUGGUGACAGCGGUUUCGCGCCAGAGGAUGGCAUCCAAAUCAUAUACAUGACCGCAGGCGGCUGCCGCGGCCAGCUUCUGGAUCGGAAUAAAGACGUACAGACGUUUCCUGAUAACAAGUUACGAAACGCGAGAAAUUAUAAGGAAAGAGCGCGCGAGACAGAGAGCCUUGUCUGUCGUACAGUCACGGGCGUCUGAAGGGCGGCGUGGCACUUCUGGCCGCCCUCAUUUUCUAAAGCGAUUCAGGUUUUGCGCACCUCCUCCCACUCAUAGGCUCGGCUCCCUUUUGCUGUAAAGCAGAGGAGCCGAAGUUCGCCCGGGUUGGUCUGUGGUCGAAGUGCGCGGGGCCUGCUUUGCUUCGGCAUACUCAGAUCGUACUAGUAGUAACAACUCUUCUAGCAUUAUAAGUGCUUUGUGUCUGUAUCAGGAGGCGCUGUCUCGGCGGGCUCGUCACUCUUUCUGGAUCUUGAGCAUGUGAUAGACCAAAAUUGCGGCGCUGAGAGCCGAAAAUGGUACAUGUACAGUGUAUUUGUAAUCGCAGAUGAAGAAGCGCAGGGGAGUCUUGGUGCUCAAGACGACGUCCCAAAUACGGCUUGUGCCUGCUUACGAUCGUGUAUCCAAUCACCUGACUGCAUCACUUGGCAAUGGGAGAAGGAGAGUGACACGGGCAAGUGCAAGCUUGCGAAGCAAAAUUAUGGUGUUAAUAGAGACUCUUCCUCCUCCAAUCUUAGACAAAACUUGAUAGAUUCUCGAUCAGUUUUCUUGCGCUUCAAUAUAUGAAGGUACAAGACAAGGCCGAUAGGGCCUCAAGAUUGGUAUAUAGACCAAUCCCACGAAGCAUCCUGACAUGACCAUCUCAUCUUUAGCCAUGGGUGACUAUCUUAGACACGACCAUCCUGACACCCUUCAACUUUCGACGGCGACUGUCGUAGGUGCUGGACAUAAUUCACUAGAAAAUGUUCACAUUCUUUCAUAUCAGUCCCCAGGGAGAAAAAGUCGCCUUCGCAGCGGUCGACCCUCCUGGGAAAUUCCGAGCAGAUGCCCUUGACCCCGCUGUCUGCCACGAAGGUAAUAUGUGUGAAGGCCGAGCAUCGGGCGCUUCGUUGACAUUCGACUACAUGAUACACCUCUGCGAUUUGUCGCUCUCGGAUUAUCUCAUUGGCGAGAAUUCGGCCGAGCACCACAUCGGGUAUGUGCCAGGAAUAAUGUCUUCACCUUUAGUUGAGGGCUUACACCUUGCAUCCUGCAUUAACGUCCCGGACUCUUUUCCAAGAAGACAAGAGUCAGGGAUGUUCUGAAGCAUGCAAGAAUGUCGUAGCCUCUAAUUUAGAAUGCGGAAGGAUUUGCGCUCUCAUGGAGCCAGUCUGCGAGGGUUUCAUCGUGGGGCACAAGGACAAGACUGCAGAAAAACAAGAUCCAGUUCGCUACUGCUUCCUACUGCGUGAUCUGGGGGCUGAUCGGCGAGGACCGCGGCCGGCAGUCGGCGAGGGCCAGGCGUUUGCGCACAGAGAGGAUACGUCAAAGAACGCAGCAUUCUUCCGGCUCACAUUACGGAAAAAAACUAAUAAGAUGAUUUCAAUUUGUUCAUCAAUAGUCCUAUUUUUCGUAAACUAUCCCCAAGGGACCUGAUUGCAAGGAGGUUUUACUAGAACGAGAAAUAACACCUGUACUAUUUUUCGUUCUAGUAUAAAAUGAGGCUUACACACAUUAGAGUUAGACGAGCAUGCUCUUCAUCACCAUCUAGAUGCUGAGACGCAUCGCAAACUAUCCCCAAAACGCUUGAGCGCUUGACUGAGGAACCACGGGAACGGGAAGCUAAUUACACACGUGGCCACCUAUUGUUCCAUGAGUCAACUCUUUAACACGUCUGCGCCAUUAGAUUAAGUCCACUAGUGCUGCUACUACGACUACUACUACUGCCACUACUUUUACUAGGGUGAUAGAAUGACUCAAUAGCUAUUCUUGAUGAGUAAUAUUUGAUAGUAACUUUUUUUGGUUUUGGUGAGAAUCUUACUUGUGACCUUAGUUUGUCAGGUAAUAAGUAGACUGAGCCUAAUCGCAGCUACGACACGAGACGGAGAAAGAUGCGGAGACAAGUUUCGGGUUGCGUGGAUGUGUACGUGCGAGAAUGGGCAUGCGGCAGACAGCCCUAAGGCGAUCUGUUAUUCCAGUCGGGAAUGAGUGAAUGAAUGAAAGAAUACUGAUCCAAGAUAAUUUGAGUGUACAUCGUGAAGAUGCACGCGCGAUCAUAAUCAAGAGAGCAUCAUCAAGAGUGCAGCAUCAUAAUCAAGAUCCUUGCAAGGUACAUCAUGAUCAUAAGUAUUAUCCUGAUUGCAGCAGAACUACAACUACUUAAGUGCGUGAUUGAUUUCCUUCUUGUUUUUCCUCGGUACGGCCUCCGCUGAACUAAGUAGAUGGAGACCUAGUGCACUUGUUCUGAAGUUGGCAGAUUCCACGAGUACUCCUGAAUUGGAGCACCGUGCUACUAACUUGGAGUGUGCACUAUACUACAAAUAGCCGGUUAAUUUUCCCUCGUAGUUCUUACUUUCUCCCUUUGAGACUCCCUUCAAGACUACAGUACAAAAGUCUCUAUGAAAAAUUUAGCACAUACUAGUACAACCAUGUCGUGCAACUACGGGGACUUCUUCCCGACAUCUCAACGACUAAUUUCCGACAUCCAAACGACGUAUUUAGACUCACACCAAAAAGCCAAAGUAAAGCCUCAAUAUCAGGCGUUGUGGAUAGGUGUCUUUCUCGCAAGUGGUCGCUUCUAAUAGUGGGGACGAAUAUUGUAGCGUUCCUGGCGCGACGAAGUGCCGCGAAUGCUACUACGGAUAUUCGCUGAGUGAGGGGAAGUGCGAGCGCGACGCAGCAAUCGCUCUCGCCUUAGACUUAAGCCUAUCACAUGGAGUAAGAACUGAUUUAUUAGCCUUCCACAAAGAGUAAAAAUAAGUACUAUUUUAUGUAUAUUCGAAGAUCUAUAGCUUUACGUUCAAUAGUCCAACUCGAGGCGAGGGGAUAGAAGAACUUACUUCAGUUCGAGGGGUGGCUGCCUUACGAUCUAAGCUCGGACUGAGUUGCAUUCUCUUCGCUGCGCGACUGAGUCUGCACUGCGCGAGCGAGUCCGGCCCGCGCGAGCGCGUCCGCGCUGCGCGACCGGGCGGGUCAGUCUACUCCGCGCGAGUGAGUCGGCUCGCUCGGCGCGCGCAAUAAACUCUGCGCUGCGCUAGCGAGUGCGCGCCGCGCGAGCGCGCCGGCGCUGCGCGAGCAAGGAAGUCGGCGGCGCGCGAGCGAGGGGGCACACCCGUGCUGCACGAGCGAGCGAGCCUGCGCGCGCUGCGUGAAAGAGUGAGCCCCUCCGCGCGGCGUGGGCGAGUCUGCGUUGCGUGAACGAACGAACGAGCGAACACACAGCGCGCGCGCGAGUCUGCUCCUCUGCGCGAGCGAGUCGGCGCGGCGCGAGGGAGUGCCAUUCUGUGCUGCGCCAGCGCGUCUGCGCUGCGCGGGCGAUUCUGCGCUGCGCGGGCGAUUCUGCGCUGCGCGGGCGAUUCUGCGCUGCGCGAGCGAGUCUGCGCCGCGCGAGUGAAUCCGCGCUGCGCGAGCGGGUCCGCGCUGCGCGAUUCAGUCUGUGCCGCGCGAGCGAGUCCAUUCUUGGUUCUGCGCGAGAGUGAGUGUGAUUCUGCGUUGUGCGAGCGAGUCAGCCUGCGCGAGCGGAUGGGCGCUGCGUGGCGAGUGAGAGCGCGCUGCGCGAGCGGACUUGCGCUGCGCGGGGAAGUUGACCCUGCGCCGCGCGAGCGAAUCUGCGCUGCGUGUCGUGAGUGGAUCUGCGCUGCGCGAGCGAGUCUGCGCGAGCUGCGCCAACGGGUCUGCGCUGCGCGAGCGAAUCUGCGCUGCGCGAACGAGUCUGCGCGAGCUGCGCCAGCGAUUCUGUGUUGCGCGAGCGAGUCUGCGCGAGCUGCGCCAGCCAGCGAGUCUGCGCGGCGCGGGUAAGUCUGCGCUGCGCGAGUGAGUCUGCGCUGCGCGAGUGAGUCUGCGCCGCGCGGGCGCGUCUGCGUUGCUCGGUCGAGUCUGCGCUGCGUGAGCUAAAUAGCGCUACGCGGGCGGGCCUGCGCAGUUGUGUGGGGGAGUCUGCCUCUGCGCCGCGCAAGUGAGUCGGCGCAGCUGCGCAGGUGGGUCUGGGCUGCGCGAGCGAGUGUUGCGCGAGCGACUGCUGUCUGCCCGGGUGCGUCUGCGUUCGCGCGCGGCGUGCGGGUGGAGUCUGCGUUGCGUGCGGGUGGAGUCUGCGUUGCGUGCGGGUGGAGUCUGCGUUGCGUGCGAGUGGAGUCUGCGUGGCGCGAGCGAGUCUGCCUCUGCGCUGCGCGGGCGAGUCUGCCUCUGCACUGCGUGAGCGUGUCUUCCUCUGCGCUGCGCGGGCGAGUCUGCGCUGCGCGAGCGAGUCUGCGCUGCGCGAGCGGGUCUGCGCUGCGCGAGCGGGUCUGCGCUGCGCGAGCGGGUCUGCGCUGCGCGAGCGGGUCUGCGCUGCGCGAGCGAGUCUGCGCUGCGCGAGCGAGUCUGCGCUGCGCGAGCGAGUCUGCGCUGCGCGGGCGAGUCUGCGCUGCGCGAGCGAGUCUGCGCUGCGCGAGCGAGUCUGCGCUGCGCGGGCGGGUCUGCGCUGCGCUGCGCGAGCGGGUCUGCGCUGCGCGAGCGGGUCUGCGCUGCGCGAGCGGGUCUGCGCUGCGCGAGCGGGUCUGCGCUGCGCGGGUGGGUCUGCGCUGCGCGAGCAGUGACGUGGGCGGGUCUGCGAGUGGGUUUACGGCUGCGCUGCUUGUGUGAGUGAGUUUACGGCUGCGUUGCUUGUGUGAGUGAGUUUGCGCUGUGACGUGAGUAAGGGCUGACAGGACUACGAAAGCGCCGGCACUUAGUUAGUUUUUUUGAUAGAUAUAAUAUACCUCGUUAGGUCUGCUCCACCACAAAUAUACUGUCAAAGACAACUUCUCAGGGACAACUUGUUGCACAUGAUACAUAGAUCUACUUCUUUUCGACUCUCUCGCAUAUAUUUAAUAAACCCCUAUAGAAGUAGACGGAUUGACUCCUGGUUUUGACGCACGAUGAUGGGAUGAUUCUCCGGCACGUUGUGUGAAUGCUGAGAUGAUCCUCCGGAAGUAAAAGAAAUAUUGCAGUACUGCUCAUGCUAAAAUACAUGGCCACUAGAAUGCUUUCCCUAUUGAAUUUUUCGCAUCUUCUCCUUUUGACUUUUUCACUCUUCUUUUAGGUGAGGUUGGCUCCACAAAUAAUAAUGUAUUACUACUCAGCAUUGGGGUUACGAUCUUGGAAUCAUACUCGCAGCAUCCGCUAAGAUACAGCUUGGAUGAGGAUGUCGAAGUGGAUGAAGACGAGGUCAGGGUGACAUCGGUGAUCACACCGAAGGGAGACGAUGAGCAAGACGUGGCGCUUAUGGAAUAAUAGAGUACUUAGUCUUGCAGACUUCUAACUCUCAUUAGUCUACUUAGUAUUCUGUUGAUAAACCGUCUCAGUCAUCUAGAGCAGGUUGGACAGGCUCCAUCUAGAGUAGGUCUACAAAGGGUGGCUUGGCAGAAGGUUCAAAUCGUGUCUGUGGUUCAAAUCUGCUACUCUGCGGUGUCUGCGGCACAUGGUUCAAAAAAUCUACUACUCUAGCUUUUCAGACUGAGACAGUUUUUUCCCUCCAUAAUGCAGCUGGAUAUGACACAAGUGCUGAUCAUGGUCGGAGCCUGCACCGGCAUUUUCUUGCUAGCAGGCUGUGCAUACCUGGGAGCGCAGUAGUAGCGGACCUAGGUAUUACCUAGUAGCGGUGGAUCAUGAUGUUCAUCGUUGAUCCCGUAUUAUUGGAAGAAAGACAACUUCAUCCGCCUAGAAGACAAACAAACCUACUUUUUGAAGAAACAUACCAAGAAGCGCAACAUAAAGUGGAGGCGUGGUUGCGGAGACCUGCUAGACGUAUGCGUUUGACGGCAGCGGUACAAGUAUGUGAGUCCAUCUCACAACCCUGGACUCACCACCCUUCCCACUUCUGAUAGACUUCCAAGUCUUCGUAUUCUCUUAGAUUUCCAAGUUUUCUGUUGAUAGCCGAUAGGCUUACAGUGGUCUCACUCCUCAGGUGGACAUCAUGAAGAUGAAGCAAGGACAGACGAGAAGAAUCACCUAAGCAGUAGCGCUUCUACAACAUGGAAUCGUCCGUAUUAGUUUUAAGGAGUGUUGCACCAGGAACCUGAUUAUCUUUGAGGUAUUUACAUAUGAGUUUCAACAUCAAUCAUAUUUGCUAGAAUCUUACUAAAAUCACAACAAGGCUUAGACCAGGUGAAGGUCAGAAGAGCUACAGCUGCAUAGCGAAGUUUACAACAGUCUACCAGACUGAAGGUUGUGGGUGUUCGUGGCAUUUUGAGCCUUUCAUCUUGUACGUUUGUCAUAUUCGAUGAAAUAGGCUUUCAAAUCUGAACGGAGAUGAUGUUGGCAAGUCUUUCAAGUACUAUGAAUGGAGGUCCACCUAGG
Amoebophrya sp. A25 is the source of this 7581-nucleotide messenger RNA. The record is from the annotation of a GenBank genome assembly. Lineage: Eukaryota; Dinophyceae; Syndiniales; Amoebophryaceae.